Messenger RNA from Arctia plantaginis, 4005 nucleotides. The record is from the annotation of a GenBank genome assembly. Lineage: Eukaryota; Metazoa; Arthropoda; Insecta; Lepidoptera; Erebidae.
AUGACAGUUAAAAAAAAAGAUGAAGACAAUAAAAAAGACCCAAUUCCACAACCUAAACAAAAGGGUGUUCCGAACGUUUUCGCAAGAUCAUUGUUUUGUUGGAUGUUGCCUGUGUUUUGGAAUGGAAAUAAGAGGGACCUAGAAGAGUAUGACUUAAGACCUACGAAAGCCAUCUAUGACUCUCAAGUUGUUGGGGAGAAAUUAGAAAUAAAUUGGUUACAAGCGGAGAGAGAAUCAAGACUGACUGGUACUAAACCAAGACUUUGGCGAGUGUUAACUAAGACAUUUAUAUUGUCCUACUGGCUCGGUGGGCUCAUGCUGUUAAUAUCUGUUGUUUUACAAACAGCGUCACCGUUGCUGUUUGCUGAAUUGUUACGACAUUGGUCGGUAGAUUCAACGAUGACCCGUGUAGAUGCCACGUAUUACGCACUCGGUAUGAUAUUAGCCAACUGGCUGGCUUCCUAUUUCGUCCACCAAAGCUUUCUACUCUGUCAGCAGUUUGGUAUGAAAAUUAGAAUUGCUACUAGUUCACUGAUGUUUAGAAAGAUAAUGCGUAUGGAUAAUAGUUGCCUUGGUGACACGACUGCCGGUAAAGUGGUGAAUUUAUUGUCCAAUGACAUGCAGCGCUUUGAUAUGACAUUCGCCUAUCUUCAUUUCGGCUGGAUCAUCCCCUUACAAGUGGCCGUUGUAAUAUACCUUGCAUAUAGUCAAGCUGGCAUUUCAGCUUUCUUUGCAUUCGCUACGUUGGUCAUAUUUGCACUUCCUAUUCAAGCUUUCGUGAGUCAUCUGCUGGGUAAGGUACGACUCCGUAAUGCUGGUAAAACAGAUGAGAGAAUUAAAGUUAUGAGCGAAGUUAUCAACGGAAUUCAGGUUAUAAAAAUGUAUGCGUGGGAGAUACCAUUUCAGAAAGUAGUGGCAGAGCAACGUAAGGCUGAACUGAAGGAAGUUAGAACAGCUACAAUACUAAGGACAAUAUUCUUGGGUUUCAUGUUGUUCACUGACAGACUGUCUCUCUUCUUUUCUGUGCUUGUAUUCAUAUUAACCGGUAACAGUUUGACUGCUAAUGUGUUUUACCCCCUACAACAAUUGCUGGCUGCAGUCCAAGUGAACUUAACAAGAUUGUUGCCAAUGGUGCUGUCUUUUACUGCAGAAAUGAUUGUCUCACUCAACAGAAUCGAGAAGUUUUUGCACAUGGACGAUCGUUCUGACUUGACUGAAGUUGCUGAUGUCAUGCAAACAUCUCACCUGUUCCGAAAUAUGUCAGAAAAAAAUGGCUCUUUAGGGUCAGAACCUGUUAAGAUACUCGCCUAUCGUCAGAACCCUGAAACAAUUCCACCCACUGAAAGCAAAGUAGUAGCUACUAGACAGCCAUCGAUUCGUAAGUUUAGAAAGAGUGUCUCGUGUAUAGAUGAUACAGCAGUAGUUAUUCACGAUGUAUCAGCAAGUUGGGUAGGAGAUCCAAAUAUUUUAGCACUUAAAAACAUCUCUGCUCGAAUUCGUAAAGGAAAAUUGUGCGCCGUCAUUGGAGCUGUGGGCUCUGGCAAGUCGUCAAUUUUGCAACUACUACUAAAAGAAUUGCCUGCAGCGACUGGCACUGUUUCAAUAAAUGGCACGAUCGCGUACGCCUGCCAAGAAUCGUGGCUGUUUCCUGACACUGUCCGAGAGAAUAUUCUUUUCGGUUCACCAUUUGAUCCACAAAAAUAUAAGAAGGUGUGCAAAGCAUGUGCUCUGGAGAAAGACUUCAAACAAUUCCCAUACGGGGACCAGACGUUGGUGGGCGAGAGGGGUGCGUCCCUCUCGGGGGGGCAGCGAGCCAGAAUCAAUUUAGCCCGCGCUGUUUACAGAGAGGCCGAUAUCUAUCUACUGGAUGAUCCUCUGUCAGCUGUGGAUGCUAACGUCGGCCCUGCCGACUAUAUCAUCGUUUUAAAUGAAGGGCAGAUAGAAAACAUGGGUACAUACGAUGAGCUCGUGUCUUCAGGUAAAGAAUUCGCAAUGCUGCUGUCUUCAUUAGAAGAGGGUAAAGAUAAGGACACUGAUAGCAUGGGGUCAAAGGGUGAAGAGAAACGACCUCGUCUCAAGGCUCAAGCUAGUAUCACUGAGGGAGGAGAAGAGUUACCGAAUUUCGAAGCUCAAAAGAUGGAAGAUGAAGUAAGAGCUUCAGGUAACCUGAAAUGGGAAGUCAUAGCUUCCUACUUCCGCUCGGGAGGCAGCAUUUUGUUUAUACUGUACACUUUUCUUGCCGUUGCACUGGCUACUGCUAGCGCCGUAGGUGUUGACUAUUGGAUUAGCUUCUGGACUAAUCAAAUGGCGGCAUACGAAGAAAGUAUGGCUGGUCAACUACCAGACCCUGAUUUGAAUACACAAGUGGGCCCCUUCACAACCGCUCAAUAUUUGAUGAUUUAUGGUGGUUUGGUUGGCGCCGUCAUUUUCUUUACCAACUUUCGUGUCAUCCCUGUCACUCAGCUCUGCGUUUCCGCUUCUCGAAAUCUACACAACAGCAUGUUUGGCGUCAUGUUAAGAGGAAUUAUGCGAUUUUUCGAUACCAGCUCAUCAGGUCGCAUCUUGAAUCGUUUCACUAAAGACAUGGGUGCCCUUGACGAGAUCUUACCAAGAACUUUAUUAGACGUGGUGCAGAUCUACGGAACAUUGAUUGGUAUUUUAAUACUGAACGCGAUUGCAUUGUACUGGACUCUCAUACCAACUGCCGUCCUGCUUACACUAUUCUUUUUCAUGGUGAAAAUAUAUUUAAAAGCAGCCCAAGGAAUCAAGAGAUUAGAAGGAACAUCCAAGAGUCCUGUUUUUAAUAUGGUGACAUCAUCUCUAAGUGGUAUUUCAACUAUUAGAUCAGCAAAUGCCCAAAAUAGACUCAUCCAGCAGUUUGAUGCAUACCAGAACUUACACAAUUCUGCAUGGAACGGUUUUUUGGCUGGUGGUUCAACAUUUGGUUUUUGGUUGGACACACUUUGUUUGCUAUACCUCACUGUCGUUAUCUUCGUGUUCAUCUUUGUUGACUUUGGUGACCUAAUACCUGUUGGCAGUGUGGGUCUGGCGGUAUCACAAAGCAGCACCCUAACUGUGAUGUUGCAACAUGGUGCGAGAAUGCUUGUAGAGUUUCUCGCACAACUUACCAGCGUAGAACGUAUUCUGGAAUACACUAAAGUUGAAACCGAGAAAAAUCUCUUCGAAGGACCUCUAGCUAUACCACCAAGCUGGCCAUCUCGGGGAAAUAUUAUCUUCCAAAAUGUUUCACUAAGAUAUGCGCCAACGGAAGCCCCAGUUCUCAAGAAUUUGAACAUUGAGAUCAAAAGUGGAUGGAAGGUGGGAAUAGUUGGACGUACUGGAGCGGGAAAAUCUUCACUCAUAUCGGCCUUAUUCAGAUUCGCCUACAUCGAUGGAUCGAUAACAAUUGAUGGACUAGAUACAUCACUACUUGCGCGUCAGGGUCUUCGUUCAAAAAUUUCAAUUAUUCCACAAGAGCCAAUUCUAUUCUCUGCGACAAUUCGAUACAACUUGGAUCCAUUUGAUAUUUAUAGUGACGAUGAUAUCUGGAGAGCACUAGAACAGGUCGAUUUGAAGUCAGCUAUUCCUUCACUAGACUUCAAAGUUACGGAAGGAGGUGCUAAUUUCUCAGUAGGACAAAGACAACUAAUGUGCUUAGCGCGUGCUGUUCUACGGUCUAACCAGAUACUCAUCAUGGAUGAAGCUACGGCGAAUGUUGAUCCUCAGACCGACAAUUUCAUUCAAGAGACUAUCAGGCGUCAAUUCGUAUCAUGUACAGUAUUAACAAUAGCUCACCGUCUCAACACUGUUAUGGAUUCAGAUCGGGUACUCGUUAUGAGCAGCGGUGAGGUUGCAGAGUUCGAUCAUCCUUACGUGCUACUCUCUGACCCCAAUAGCCAAUUUUCAUCUAUGGUGAGGGAGACCGGCGAGAAAAAUAGUGCAGUGCUCUUCAAAGUGGCACAAGAUGCUUAUUUUAGAAGUAAUCUGCAAGAAAAUGCGAGAUAA